AUGCAAUUAGGAGGAUUCGAUGAAAGGACAUCAAUUCAAAUCCUGGAUUUUCGAAUUGAGAGAGAUAUUGAGAGAAAUCAAGAAUUCUCGCUAUUUCUUAGAUUCAUGGACCCAAUUCAAUUCAGCGGGAUUUUUCAUUCAUAUUUUUUUCCAUCAAGAGAGUUUUAUAAAACUCUUGGACUCCCGAAUUUGGAGUAUCCUACUUUCACGCAAUUCACAGGGUUCAACAAGCAAUCGAUAUUUCACGAUCAAGUUGAUUGUUCCGCUCCUGUAUCUUCCAAAAGGAAAAAGAUCUCUGAGAGUUCUUUCCUGGAUCCGAAAGAGAGUACUCGGGUUCUCCCAAUAACUAAAAAGUAUAUCAUGCCUGAAUUUAACUGGGGUUCGCGGUGGUGGAGGAACUGGAUAGGAAAAAAGAGCGAUUCUAGUUGUAAGAUAUCUAAUGAAACCAUCGCUGGAAUUGAGAUCUCAUUCAAAGAGAAAGAUAUCAAAUAUCUGGAGUUCCUUUUUGUAUAUUAUAUGGAUGAUCCGAUCCGUAAGGACCAUGAUUGGGAAUUUUUUGAUCGUCUUUCCCCGAGAAAGAGGCGAAACAUAAUCAACUUGAAUUCGGGACAGCUAUUCGAAAUCUUAGUGAAAGACUGGAUUUAUUAUCUCAUGUUUGCUUUUCGUGAAAAAAUACCAAAGGAAGUGGAGGGUUUCUUCAAACAACAAGGGACUGGGUCAAUUAUUCAAUCAAAUGAUAUUGAGCAUGUUUCCCAUCUCUUCUUGAGAAACAAGCGGGCUAUUUCUUUGCAAAAUUGUGCUCAAUUUCAUAUGUGGCAAUUCCGUCAAGAUCUCUUCGUUAGUUGGUGGAAGAGUCCGCACGAAUCGGAUUUUUUGAGGAACAUGUCAAGAGAGAAUUGGAUUUGGUUAGACAAUGUGUGGUUGGGAAACAAGGAUCGGUUUUUUAGCAAGGUACGGAAUGUAUCAUCAAAUCUUCAAUAUGAUUCCACGAGAUCUAGUUUCAUUCAAGUAACGGAUUCUAGCCAAUUGAAAGGAUCUUCUGAUCAAUCCAAGGAUUAUUUCGAUUCCAUUAGGAAUGAGGAUUCGAAAUAUCACACAUUGAUCAAUCAAAGAGAGAUUCAACAACUAAAAGAAAGAUCGAUUCUUUGA
Sphenostylis stenocarpa is the source of this 1149-nucleotide messenger RNA. Lineage: Eukaryota; Viridiplantae; Streptophyta; Magnoliopsida; Fabales; Fabaceae. The record is from the annotation of a GenBank genome assembly.